AUGCCUGGUCUCGCGCGCAAGGUCCUCAUUUGCGCCGCCGUAGAAGGCCUGAUCAUCCAGCCGCUUUCCACCAAAGGCCAACGGCCUUUUAAGCCCGUACAAAUAAAGUAUGCCGAUGCAUCCAUAUCAUCCGUGUCUAGAGAGCAUAUUCCGGAUAUUUCAGCUGCAGACUCUUCUUUCGAAGCAUUUGGCGUGAUAGGCCUGAUUACGGUAUCGAAACUGAGCUACCUCGUUACAAUCACUAAGAGGAAACAAGUCGCCCAGAUUUUUGGCUUUCCUAUUUAUGUCGUUACUGGAGUUGCAGUCACACCUUGCACCUCGGAACCAGACGCGACCGCCUCGAUCCGUCGCACGGUGAGAUGGCUUGAUGAUGGGCCCCCCAAAGCAGAUCAAGAUAUCGAGAGCAGCGACGAGGAUGUGGAGCUACCAUCAGCGUCAGCCGACGAGAUCGACGAUGGUGAGAGUGAUGGAGGUGAUAACGACCUUCCAUCCUCUCGAAGCAGCGUCGCCGAGGAUGUGAUUCGUCGAAAGGGUAGCUAUGGUAGGUUCGCACAACGCUGGUUCAGCGCCCGAGGCUGGACAGUAGAUCAAAGGCGAACACUGGGCCUCAGCGAUACUUCAAACAAUUCCAAGCUGCCAGAGACAUUGGGCGGCCCUAGAAAGUUACCCGUAACUGAAGAGGACGCCCAGGGACCCGCUACCGCGCUGCUGCCAAAGCUCUUGAGAGCAAUGUACAUCCUUUUUGGAAAAUCGCGAAGCUUCUACUUUUCGUACGACAUGGACAUCACACGCCGUCUCUCCAACAAAUCACAAGCCGCGCAAGCGGAUGUUCCGCUUUACACUGGAGCAGAUGAAGUAUUCUUUUGGAAUAAGCACAUGAUUCGUCCGCUCAUUGAGGCUGGCCAAGACGACCUUGUUCUUCCACUGAUGCAGGGGUUUGUUGGGCAGAAGACAUUCAUUGCUGAUCGCAGCCCACCUCAAGUCGAUGAGCCCAAGAUGGAGUCUGUUGAGCUAAGCAACCUCACACUAAAAGAGCCUCCGGUGAACUCUGCCAGUUCGCGAAAUUCUCUCGAGUUGCGGCCCUCGGAGAGCAAAUACUCUUUGACACUCAUAUCACGCCGAUCAACGAAACGCGCAGGCUUGCGCUACCUGCGUCGUGGCAUUGACGAAAACGGGUUCUCUGCCAACAUGGUUGAGACGGAGCAAAUCCUGUCCCGCUCUAGUUGGGAUAACUCGUUUCCGAUUUAUUCGUUUAUUCAAAUCCGAGGCAGCAUCCCGCUAUUCUGGACCCAAACUGGGUACGCGCUGAAACCAGUGCCUGUUCAGCAGCAUUCAGCAGACGAAAACUACAAGGCACUAAAGAUGCACUUUGAGAGCCUAGCAAGAAACUAUGGACUGGUGCAAAUCGUCAAUCUAGUUGAGAAGCAAGGGGUUGAGAAGUCGAUUGGCGAUGCCUAUGAGAAGAAUAUUUUACGCCUGAAUGAAGAAGGUAGCUGUGGUCGCGUACCAUUUGAGUGGUUCGAUUUCCAUCAUGCAUGUCGCGGCAUGAAGUUUGAGAAUGUCAGCGAGUUGCUCUUGUUACUAAAGAACAAGCUGGAAGAGAUGGGCAGCACAGUGCAGAAGGGUGGAAACGUCACGACUUCUCAAAGCGGUACUUUCCGCACCAACUGCAUGGACUGCUUAGACCGAACAAACGUUUGCCAGAGCUCUUUUGCAAGGCAUAUGCUGGAAGUGCAGUUGAGGGCCGAAGGGAUAGAUAUGAGUGCACAGCUGGACCAGGAGACAAUGUGGUUCAACACUCUGUGGGCAGACAAUGGUGACGCGGUUUCGAAACAGUAUGCUUCGACAGCCGCUAUGAAGGGUGACUAUACCCGCACUCGGAAGCGCAACUACAUGGGCGCUCUAAAUGAUGCCGGUUUGUCGGUUGCACGCUUAUACUCUGGAAUGGUAAAUGAUUACUUUAGUCAAGCGGCCAUUGACUUUCUGUUGGGGAACGUUACCGGCAAAGUAUUUGACGAAUUUGAAGCCGACAUGAUGACCAAGGACCCUGCAGUCUCCGUCACGAGGAUGCGAAUCCGUGCGAUUGAUCUCUGCCAGAAGCGCGUGAUUGCAAAUGCAGAAGAAGAGGUUCAUGGAGGCUGGGUUCUCAUUAGCCCCAAUGCCGCCGAUGUAGUCAAAUCAUUCCCGAUGGAAGAAGUGGUACUGUUGCUGACCGAUGCGGCGCUAUAUUUGUGUCGAUUCGACUGGGAUCUCGACAAAGUAUCGUCAUUUGACCGGAUCGAUUUAGCAAAUGUGACGGGCAUCAAAUUUGGCACGUACAUCUCGUCUACGGUAUCGACCGCACAGAUGGACGAGCUGCGAAAUGUUGGGUUUGUGCUGUCCUAUCAGCCCGGAAAGAGUGACGUCAAACGGACCAACACUCGAACCAUAUCAUCACAGCAAGACUUGAUUGUUACGCCCACUGUAGACACUACGGAGAGUAGUGUGAAAAGACAAUCCGGGUUGGUUGGUUUUUUCUCUCCACGGUCCAAGGGGCCCACGGGGAGACAGUUUGCCUUCAAGGCCACAUAUACAGACUCCUCAACAGCGGCAACUCGGCCCGGCCCGAAGCAAACAGAAAUCCAGCAGGUUGUGACAAUUUGCUCUGAAAUCGAAAGGCUUGUCUUGGAUAGACAGCUCCGAAAAGAUGGGGAAGAGCCAAAGAGCAUCAUUGAGAAGGGCGACAUUAUUUCUCUCGACUCUGCCAAGCGAGACACUGGAUUGCUUGAGCAGCUUGGGCACACUAUUAAAAAGCUAGUCUGGGCAUAG
Messenger RNA from Cordyceps militaris CM01, 2808 nucleotides. Its product is annotated as SacI domain protein. The record is from RefSeq and is a predicted model, not a curated record. Bases 1 to 2808 code for a protein of 935 amino acids. Gene Ontology annotation, biological process: phosphatidylinositol dephosphorylation. Gene Ontology annotation, molecular function: phosphatidylinositol-4-phosphate phosphatase activity. Lineage: Eukaryota; Fungi; Ascomycota; Sordariomycetes; Hypocreales; Cordycipitaceae. The transcript is spliced from 3 exons. Gene Ontology annotation, cellular component: endoplasmic reticulum.